AGGAAACCAUUACCUACCUACUAUUCAUUAGUAUGCAUUUAUAGCUCACGAAUUCACAUUGUUAAAUAGUUCGUAUUGAUAUUGACCCUAGAAUGAUGUAUAGACUAUUUCUUUUUCAGCUAUUAUGGUUCAGUUUAUUUGUAUCCAUAGGUAGAUUGUGUUUCUAUAUAACGUCUAAAAUUACAUAACAUAAUAUUGUAUUUUAAAUAAGUAUGUGUAUUAAAAAUUUAAAUAAAUCGUGUUUUAUUAUUAUUUUUAGCCACACAAAAGUCAAGUCAUCAAUUUUUAGGAUGUUUUUUGGAAGACAAUUUGUUAUCUCUCGGACCAGAAAACAGGAUUUUAACUCAAAUAUCACCACAAUCUUGUUCACAAUUUUGUUCUGAAAAAAAAUAUGUUUUUUUCAAUCUUAAAAAUGAGUAUGAUAAAUACAAAUUAUAUUUAUAUAUUUAGUCGGUUAAAUACCUGUUGAAUAUUUUAAAUUUCCACGCUUUUAUCUAAUAUACUUACCUACUAUAAAUUGUUUUAGCAAUUGUUAUUGUAGCAAAAAUUAUAUAUCAAAAUUAAUGAGACAAUUUGAUCACGAGUGUACAAUAAAAUGUGCAGGAGAUCAGUCAGCUUCAUGUGGGGGAUCACCAAAUUUAGUGUCUUCGUACAUAACAGAUAGUUCAAGUAAGUAGUUUGAGAUGUCAGAGUAUUAAUUAAUUGCAUAACUAUUUUUAAUAAUCUAGGUAGGUAACUCAAUAGUAUAUGACAAUUUUUCAAAUAAAAUUUUACUUACUUGCAUAGGUAUAUUAUAUAGGCACUUAUAUAAUUAUUAUUAUAAUGAACAAUAUUAAUUUUAUAUAAAGUUCAUUACAUUUUUUCAAAAAUAUGGAUAGUAAAAUGUACCCAUGUAUUUAUUAAUGUAAACAAUUAAAUCAUAAACGCUAUACUUAGAUUAUUCUCUACAGGGUGAUUUAUUUAGCAUGCUCCUCUCAUUUUUAGAGGUAAAUAAUGUAUGCAUGCUUAUUUUGAUUUUGAGAAUUUUCAAGUGUUUAAGACAAUAUUUUCGUACACCUACUUAUAUUUGUCACAACAUUUAAGGAUCAACCAACUUUAGUUUUCAAAUGAAAACUUAUAUUAAAAAUGUCUUGAAUAUAUGGAAUAUUAGAUAAAAAAAAAUUUUAGUAAUACAAUUUUAUAUUUUCAUCAACUCGUUUACGAGAUAUUCUACUUUUAAAUGUAGGCAGGGGAGAGUAGUAGAGCACUAUCAAAUACAAUGCGCUGUGCCGCUACACAAAUUAUACUCCAUUUCAUCACUAUAACUCUCCCCUUAAGCCUAAACUUAAAAGUAGAAUAUCUCGUGAACGAGUUGAUGGAAAUUAUAAAUUUCAAUACCAACAUCUAUUUUAUCUAAUAUCCCAUCCAUUUAUGGAAUUUUUAUGUGAAAAAUCAAAGUUGGUAUUGGAACAUUGUAUUCCUUAAAUGUUGUGGAAAAUGUAUGUAUACAAAAGUAUCGUCUUUAACUAAACUUAAAAAUUCUGAAAAUCAGAAUUUAUAUAUACAGUAGUGUCGAAUAUCCGCACUAAUUGGGGGUUGCAAAUAAUCAAUUUGUGCGGAUAUACAAAAAUACUAAAAUUCAGUGGGCCAACAUAUAUACAUUCCCCAUCUGGCACUGCCUGGUGGUACUUUAUUUGAAACCCCUAAGAGUUAGUAAAAAUACUCCAAAUUGUACUUUAAAAGAUGUGGCUUUGUCACCCGGUGUCCAGAUUCUUUACAGUUUUUCUAUAAAAUUAAACAAACUGAUACGAAAUGUCUGUAAAUCAGCUUUAUUUUUGUUUAUUUCUGGGUUACCUUGGCUAUAAGGAAAAAAAAAACAUGAUUAAUAUUGGUACAUUUGAAUCAAUUUGUGUUUGCAAUGAUUUAUUGUUGCAUUCAGUAUAUAAAUUUUACUAUCCUAUAAAUUUCAAUUUUUUACUACAGUGUCAAGUAGUGGUCAAAAAAUGAGAAGUUAUUUCACUCAUUUAUUUUUUUCAUAAAUCAAAUUGAAGAUAUAAAAUUAAAACAUUUUAGGUGUUUACGAAAUGUAUUUCCUGGUUUCUGACCAUUUCCUUCUGCAUAAAAUAGUUAAUUACUUAUGAAGAGUGACGUCACUGUUGUGAUAUCUAAACUAUUAGUAUUCUGAACAAUACAUUCACCUUGAACUAAUACUUCAGAUUUACAGUUCACUGAAAGAAUAUAAUUCCUGGAAAGAUUUUAAUUUAGAGUUACGGACAUAUAAACAUUAAUUAUGGACCAUAUAACUAUAAUUGAGUGAGUUAUUAUUUUGAGAUAAUUAUAAUAAUAUCAUUUGAAGAGUAAAGAGAAAAAUAUAUGAUGAUUAUAGUAAACAAACUUCAAAAGUGGUUUUUCUAUUAUUUAAUGAAGUAACAACUUUUGAAUAGUAAAUAAUAUAGUAUUCAAGUGUUUCUUAAAUUUAAAACAAUAUUGAAUUGUAUUGCUUGUGUAUGGACCAUAUUAUUAUAAAUUGUAAAAUGUACCUAUAUAGCUAUAAGAAUAUGUUUUAUUUGAUUAGUAUUUUUUUUUAAUUUUCAGAAUCUAGCAAUUUCAUUGGACAUGGGGGUUAUCCAAUACCAAUUUAUCUUGGGUGCUAUUCUGAAACACCUGGUGAUGAUGAAAAUCGUUUAUUAAAAGGACCUGCCCAACCUUACAAUAAUAAUACACCUGAGAGAUGCUCUGAAAUAUGUUUCAAAAUGGGAUAUUUAUAUUUUGGUGUUACAUAUGGGUAAUAAAUAAAUAAAUCUGUUAUAAUCCUUUUAAUUUUGUAUGCAGUUGUACAGUACAUAUCAAAUAAUUAUAAUAAUUAUUAUUUUUCUCUCUGGUUUUUCACUGAUAUUUUAUUUGCAUAAUAUUGAUUCGUAACUGAUGGUUACUUAGUAUUUAUAUCAUAGAGAUUGAAACUUAUUAAAAUAGAUUUUUAUUGAAAAAUACAAUUUAUAUAAUGAUGUUAUUCAAUAAUAUAUAUUUAUAUUUUUUUACAUAAUAAAUAUAAACCUAACAGUUAUUUAAAACUAAAGGCAUUGAAUAAAUGUAUAAAUAAAAUAGUAAAUAAAUAUUUAACCUAUAUCUACUUAAUUGUCAUGUAAACCAGAAUACUAUAACCUAUAGGCUAUAUGUAUUUAAGGCUAUAAGUUUCUUCUAUACUUAACCAAGACAGCAUACCAAGCACUACUAUUUGUUACUUAAUAUUAUUACUAGGCUCUAUUCAAUUUCAAAAUGACCAAAUUUAAAAAAAAAAGUUUAUGUUCACUGCUGACAGUGGGCACUGUUGCUGAUGGCGAAGAACAUGUUGUUUUUUUUUUUUAAUUUGAAUAUUUCCAAAUUACCUAUGACUAAAUUAAUUAUUUACUUAUAGAUCAGAAUGUUGGUGUGGAAAUCAAAAACCAUCUAAAUUAUCAAAAGUAGAAGAUACAAAUUGUAAUUCUGUCUGUAGUGGCGAUAGCUCUCAGUUUUGUGGUGGAGGAUGGAAGAUAGGAAUUUAUUCAACGGGAAUUACUGGUAGUUGUUAUUAAUUUUGCUAAAUAGUAUAAUAGUAAUAAUAUAAAUAUUAUUAUAUUAUAAUGUUUAAUAGAUUAUACACCAAAGAAGUAUUUGGGGUGCUUUGAAGACAAUGACAACAAGCCUAAAGGAAAAUAUUUAUCAUUCCAAAUGGAUAAAAAUAACAGCCCCAAACGAUGUAUAAAUCUUUGUAACACUCUACAAUUAAAAUACGCUGUCCUGAAAGGGUAUUUAAAAUGUAUAUUUAUUAAUUUUUAACAAUAAUAAAUGUGUAAUUAUAAUGUAUAGAAAUGUCUGUGAAUGCAAGAACAAUGAACCCAAUUAUAAUUUUAAAAAAAAAUUUCUCGAUUGUAAAACAUCGUGUCAAGGUAGUCCAUCUGAAUAUUGUGGUGGUAGUAUGUCAUCAAGUGUUUACAAAACUUUAUACUCAGGUAUUAUAAAUAGAAAACUUGUUUUUAUUUAAUUUUCCAUUUAUUAUGCUCAUAUAUUCAUUAAAAAAUAUUAACAACAGAUCACCGUGAGGUUAUGGCAAUGAAACAUAUUGGAUGCUUCAAUAAUUUUAAAAGACAUCCUACAAUAAGUGGUUGGUUAAAAGAAUAUUCUCACCUUACCCCUCAAAAUUGUGUACGUAGUUGUUAUGCAAAAAGAUUUCCAUACGCAUCACUUGUAUCUUCGUAAGUAAAUUUAUUUAGAUUAAUAACUGUUAAAUUAUUUAUUAGAACAUUCAGAAGACUUUCAAUUAAAAGUUUUUAAGCUUUACUUAAUACUAAUCCAAAAAUAGUUACAUUAGGUAAAUAUAAUACAAAUGUAUUUGUAAUAUAUUUUUUUUAUUUAUGUACAUAUAUUUUAAAUCAUUUAGAAUGACAAUUAAAUAUGUAAAAUAUUAUUAUUUUUGAAAAAAAAAAUACUUCGCUGUUAAUAUAAUAAUUUCAUUUUACAGAAGAGAAUGUUUAUGCAGUUCUAUAAAACCUUCUAAUGAAGCUAAAAUAGAAGAUAACAUGUGCAAGAUACCUUGUUCUGGCUCAUCCCAAGAAAUGUGUGGUGGUAUUAAUGCAAUGAAUGUAUACAGUACUGGACUAGAAUGGAGAACGGAUAUAAUUGGAAAUCAAUAUCUGGGUUGUUUUGAAGAAAAUGAAAAAAAGAGAAUAUUUAAUAGUUACUCUAACUCUUUUUCUAUGAACACCCCGGCAUUUUGUUCAAGUCUUUGUUUCAAAUAUGGGUAUAGUUACUCAGGAGUAACAUAUAAGUCUGAAUGUUAUUGUGGAAACCUACCACCAAGCAAACAAUUUACUAAACUAGAAGAUAAACAAUGCAAUACCAAAUGUUCAGGUGAUGCUAAUCAGUUUUGCGGUGGAGGUUGGAGAAUGGGAGUAUUUUCGACUGGAUUAUAUGGUAAUUUUUAAUAAUUAAAUUAAAUGAUUUUAUGUUUUAAAUUUUAAAUAUUAUAUUAAUUUGUUUAACUUCUGACAAAAUAUUGUAAACAAUAAAUAUAUUUGAAGUUUAUAAAUUUAAAAUAAAAUAAAUAUAUAAAAUAUUUCAAUAUGAAAAUUCAAAAUGACGAUUGGCUAAUAGGCCUCUUUUUAAGAGAAAUUUCAUUAAUAAAAUAAAUAAAUUUUUAAAAACACUUUCUUAGUUAUAUACUUAUCACAGAUUAUAUUGAAGAGUAAUUUUGGAUACAAGUGUAUUAAUGUUAUAAUAUUAAAUGGGUAAUAUUAUUUUAUAUUAUUCAUUUUUUAAAAAAUUAAUUAGGUUUUAGGUACCUAGAAUAUUAACUCUUAUAUCCCUUUGACAAGAUAUUAGUUAUUGUUUAUUAAAUUAAGAAACAUUAGAAUGAAAAUUAAUUUUCAAUUUAUUAAUCUAAUCUUUAAUAGAUUUUCCAACUGAAGAUCGUCUUGUUGGUUGUUUUAUACAGCAGGAAAAUACAUUUGGCAACAUCCAAUUUGAAUUAAUUAAUACUAAUAUACCUGAUAAAUGUUCUACAAUUUGUUAUAAUUCAGGGUAUAAUUUUGCUGGAGUUAUGGGGUAAUAUUUUAUUAUUUAAUUAAUAAAUAAUAUUUAGAAAUUAUUAUUGUUAUUAUAAUUUUUUUCAGAAUAAAUUGUUUUUGUGGGGAUCGUGCUCCAGAAAAUAACCUAAAUGUAGAUGUUAAUAAUUGUGAUAUACCUUGUGUCGGUGAUUCAGGCAAAACUUGUGGUGGUGAAGACAGAAUUCAAAUAUAUGAUCUCGACAGUAAAUAGUUUUUGAUGAUUACCCAUUUAAUUUUGAGAAUUUAAAAAGUAUAAAUAUUUUUUGUAGGAGUGCUAGAUAUUCCCGAACUUCCAAAUUCAUCAGAAGUAAUUGAAGAAUUUGAUACUUUGAAUUUACAAUCACUUUGGAGUCAUGAAAUCUAUAUUGCACAAGAACCGGUAUGUGAUAAAAUAAAAUAUAUUUUAUUUAAUUACAUCGUUUAUUUAAAGUUAUAGUAUCCGAUGUCUAUGUCUAAAGUAAUCUACUAUUUUUAUCAAACUGGAAAUGUUUCUAAUUUAAAUUAUUUGAAAGAGUGCAAAACAGAUAUGCUUUUUCAGAAUUUGAAUAUUUCAUUUAUUGUAAUUUUUGAUUUUUUUAAUAGUUUUUAAUACACAAACAUAAGGAACUUACUUAAAAUUUAAAAAACUCUAAUGGGUUUUUCACUAUUAUAUGAGGGAAGUUAUGAAGGUACCUUAUAUGUAAGAGUAUAUUACUAUAUAUUAUAGUGAUAUAGAUAUGGAGUUAUUUAAUUUAUAUCUGUACUCAAUGAUAAAUCAUUGUUAAUCAAAAAUGAUUCUGAGAGAAGUUUAGCUAAACAUAUUUUGAUUUGACCUGAUUUUACGAUUUUCAUAUAAACUUAAGCUUUAUAUUUGUUAAAAAAAAAACAAAUUUUGACCUCGAAUUUUAAAUAUUUAUAGUAAAAUAAUGAAUAUUAAUGAUAAUCCUUGUAUCAAAUUUCAAGCAUUUUUAAAAAACCAAAUUUUCCCAUUAUGAAGAAUAUUCUAAGGAAAAUAAACUCAAUGUACUAAAAUGUACUCAAUGUAACUUAUCAAGGUAUCAUUGUAUAUACAUAUAAUAUAGUUCAUAGAUCCUAAAGACAUUUUGAUUGUACAAGCUCAAAUUAUAUAAAAAAAAAAAAAAUAAAUACAUUUGUUAUAUUGAUAGGGUUUUGAGUUUGUUAUUUACAAUAAUACUGAAAGAAAUACAUUCGUGAAAAAUGGAGAAUUAGUAAUCAAACCUACAAUUCAAUCAGAUAACUUUGUUAAAAAAGGUUGCUUAGUACUGAAGGGGUAAAUUAUAAAUGAUUUUAAAUAUUUAUAAUUGUAUUAAAAAAAUCAAAUUAGUAGUAUAAUUAUUGUGUUUUAGGUGUACAAAACCUGAAUCUGCUUUAUGUGCUAUGAAUGCUUCUUCCUAUUAUAUUAUACCUCCUAUAGUUUCAGCAAAACUUACCACGAAGCACAAUUUGUUUUUCCUUUACGGACAACUCGAAGUUGUAGCUAAGUUACCAACAGGAGAUUGGAUAGUAUCAGGUAUACUUAUACUAAAUAUUUUAUUGAAAAUUCUAAUGCUCAAUCAAAUUAAAUACCUAUUCAAAUUAUUUUAGUUGCAUUGAUAUCUAAUUGUUCAACAUUUUUAUCUUAUUAGAAAUAGCAUUGGUUAGUAAAUCUAACGAGCAAAAUAAAUUAGUAUUGGCUAUGUCAUUUGGAAAUAAUGAUUUAAAAUGUAAUGGGACUGAUGAAAGUUCAUCAGUUUUAAAAUAUGGAUUGAAAAUUGAUGAAAACUAUAAUUUAAAAUCUAAAAUGAUGAAGUUAAUCUCAAAUAGUCGGUGGUCUGAUGACUAUCAUACAUUUAUUCUAUCUUGGACUCCUCAAAAUAUUGAAUUUAAAAUUGAUGGAAAGAGUAAUAAUUUGGAUACAUCAAAUUUAUCAUUGGAAGAUAUAUUUAGUUCUGAAGUAAAAUAAUUUAUUCUUAUGAUUGGAAGAUGUAUAUACAAUUAAUACUAUUCAAAUUUGUAUUUAUUUAGUAUUAUAUAUCCAUUGGUAUGUCAGUUGGUGGAAUGAAAAACUUCCAAGAUGGAUGUUUAACUAAUGGCCAUUUAAAACCAUGGAAAAACUUUGAAAUUAAGGUUAAUAUAUUGAUUUAUUUUACACAGAUUAUAACUAAAAUAGCAUUGAUUUGAUAUUUAGUACUACUAUUUUAUUAAUAAUUUUAGGCCAUGUUAAAUUUUUGGAAGGAUAAAGCUCACUGGUCAUCUACAUGGAACGAAGAACAAUCAACGUUGAGAGUUAAAAGUGUAAAAUUUAUAGCAGCAAAUAGAAAUUAAUUAGUUUAAUACAAUUAUUGGGGACAAUAUCUAGUUUGUUAAUAAUUGUCUAUUUGAUUGUACAAUCAAUGUUAAACCAGUUAAAGUAUUUUUAAUUAUACAUAUUAAAAGAUUAUUUAUAGUCCUUAUAUAAUAUAUAAAGGUGGAUAAUAAAAUCUGUUGUAUGUUAAGUGGUGAGAUUUGUUUCUAUUAUUUAAUGGAUAUUUGCUAUUAAUACUUGAUAUUUUAACGUUACCUAAUAUGUUUUAUUCAAUGGUGCCGAAGG
Molecule: messenger RNA, 8130 nt
Organism: Cinara cedri
Lineage: Eukaryota; Metazoa; Arthropoda; Insecta; Hemiptera; Aphididae
Source: the annotation of a GenBank genome assembly